AAGGCUGAUGAGAAAAAUCCCCAAAACCAAUUACAAUCAAUCAAAUCCCUAAAUCUCUCUGUUUCCUCCCACACCCCUCUAACCCCUCCUUUCCCGCUCCCCUUAAAACCCUAAAUUUAUUCAUAAUUACAACAAAGAUCCCUAAUUUUCCCCACAAUUUCUACUUUGAUUCUCUUGUUUUUCUUGCCCUACCAACAGUUAUGGUUCACACAAUCAACUAUGGAAGAAACUAAAUUGAUGUUUGAUAAUUGUAGCAUAGGGAAUGGGAGCUCCAGCAAUAGUAAGCCGCCCAACCCACUUGCUGGGGGCAACCGUUUACACGCUAAGUCACUUGUUCGACAUCCCUCUUUGGUGAGAGCCAAGUUAUCAGAUGUUCCUCUUGAACCAAGAGCAGUGGGUGAUCAUGCAACAGAGUACAUUCCUGUACUUCGCUCGGGUGCUUGGGCUGACAUUGGAUCUCGGUCAAGCAUGGAAGAUGUGUAUGUGUGUACCGACAAUUUUAUGAGCCACUCUAGAUCAACUGGUGCUAAUGAAGGGACUCAUGCCUUCUACGGGGUUUUUGAUGGACAUGGAGGAAAGCAUGCAGCUGACUUUGCUUGCAACCAUUUACCAAGGUUUAUUGCCGAGGAUGAAGACUUCCCAAGGCAGAUUGAUAGGGCAAUUUCUGCUGCAUUUUUGCAAACUGAUACUGCUUUUGCAGAAGCCUGCACCUUGGAUGCUGAUCUUGCUUCUGGUACCACUGCUUUGGCUGCCCUUGUUAUUGGAAGUUCGCUGGUUGUGGCAAAUGCAGGAGAUUGUAGAGCCGUACUUUGUCACCGUGGUAAAGCUAUUGAGAUGUCGAGAGAUCACAAACCUGGUUGUUUUAGGGAAAAGGAGCGCAUUGAAGCUUCUGGAGGAUAUGUGUAUGAUGGCUACCUGAAUGGACAACUGAAUGUGGCUCGUGCUUUAGGAGAUUGGCACCUGGAAGGAUUAAAAUCUAUUGAUGGCGGUCCCCUUAGUGGAGAACCUGAAGUCAUGAGCACCAGACUUACAGAAGAGGACGAGUUUCUCAUACUAGGCUGUGAUGGUAUAUGGGAUGUCUUCAUGAGCCAAAAUGCUGUGGACUUUGCUCGUCGAAGGCUUCAGGAACACAAUAAUCCAGUGAUGUGCUGCAAAGAUCUCAUUGAUGAGGCUCUGAAAAGAAAGAGUGGUGACAAUUUAUCUGUGGUUGUGGUGUGUUUUCAAAAGCAGCCGCCUCCCAACUUGGUUGUGCCACGCGGAAGGGUGCAUAGGAGCAUAUCUGCAGAAGGUUUAAAGGAGUUGCAGGGCUUUUUGGAUACCUUGAAGGAUUAAAGAUAGUACAGCAUGGCCUUUUUGUUUUAUGUUCUUUUAGUUUUUCAGUUGUCUUUAGGAGUUAAAAUAUCUCUCCUCCCCUCCCCUCCACUCUAUUCCCUGUUCUUUUUCCUCUGUCCGCUGUUUCUCAUUCUUGUAGACUCUAGUUUAUGGUUAGAUGAUGGGAGAGAUUGACAAACCAACUGUAACAUAUGCGGCGCUGUUGUCUGAUUAACUAACAUUUUCUGUGUUUUAGGUGGUUCUGGAGUCUGGACCUUCUUGAUAAUUUUAAUUUAAGUUGUCUUUUCCAUUAA
Messenger RNA from Capsicum annuum, 1625 nucleotides. Its product is annotated as probable protein phosphatase 2C 57. Gene Ontology annotation, molecular function: protein serine/threonine phosphatase activity; cation binding. Gene Ontology annotation, biological process: protein dephosphorylation. Bases 220 to 1332 code for a protein of 370 amino acids. The transcript is spliced from 4 exons. The record is from RefSeq and is a predicted model, not a curated record. NCBI's taxonomy places the organism in Eukaryota, Viridiplantae, Streptophyta, Magnoliopsida, Solanales, Solanaceae.